AAGCCCCACGACUUCCACUGUAAUUCCCACUCCUUCGACCCCACAACCCACAACCCCUCACUCUUCCACGCCAUCCCCCACCCCAAUCGACACAACCACCGCCGUUCCGGCAACUACCGAGCCACCCACUCCCACGUCUCCAGUGACCCCUUCGCCUGCAACAACGAGCCAGCCGUCGUCCACACCUCCAGCUACGACACUGGCUCCCGAUACAACUCGGCCCACGUUGCCAGUCACGACGUCGCUUCCUUUCGUGACCGUUCGACCAAAGGAAACGCUAUCUCCGAUCAUCGAGGAACUCAUGGGCCGAAACACAAGUCAGAAAGAUGGGCCUCCGAGUGCGACAUCCGUCGCGGACAGUCUCAUGGACGUCGCCCUGCCCACAGACACGUCACCGACGGCCUCCACGACGAAAGCUCCAGCGGCGCCGCGCCCGAUGCCCACCCCACGCAACAAGACCGCCAACCUUGCGGACGACAACACUGCGACUUCAUCGUCGUUCGUGUCGGUCGCAGGAUCCGAACCCCUCAACACAGAGACGAACCGGUACAUCUUCAACACGAUCGUCGGCAUCACGCUCGUCUUCAUGGCGUUCUUCCACGGGAUUGCGAUCGAUCCGUCGUACAUUCCAUCGGACGCCACGUUCCUUGGCGCGCUCGCUGCACCAAACUCGUGGGAACUACCCACGUUCAUCUCGUUCAUGCAGUGCAUUGCGUUGGGCUCGUUUGUGAAUGUGAAUGCACCGCACGCGAUCUUUGUCGCGUUCACCGAUUCGUUUUCGUGGCUCGCGUUUCAAAUCCACAAACGGGCGCCGACCCCCGCCGCCGUCAUGCCAUCGUCUCUCGUACUCAGCCAUGGCCGCCAGUUGCUGGACAACGCAACCAACCACGGUGCCGACGUGUACGACGCGUUUGGCAUCCAGCAAUUUGCACUGCGAAGCCAUGUUCGUGAAAAGGACCUCUUCCUUCGCGCGUUGACGUUCUUCUUGGUCGGGCUCGCCGUCCUCAUGGCCGUCGCCAUUGCGUGCACACUCGUCGGUCGUGCCCUUCAACGCCGCAGCACCGGGUUGGCUGCCGGCGGCCCCUUGUCCUGGGUUGCCCGAUCCAACCACGUCAACUUUACCAACUCGCUGACGUCGUCGCAGCCGUCCCACGUCACAGCAAAGCACGUGACGCGCCACAUCCUCGGGCUCACCGUCCUCUUCGGCGUCCUGAGCGUCCUGCCGCUCUCGAUGGUGUCUGUCUACGAAGUCAUGCAAGACAUCAGCUCGACGUCCGGGUUUGGGUCGCUCACGGGGCUCAUUGCCGUCGGGAUCGUUGUCGCUGUCGCGUCGGUGGCCGUCGGCCCCGCUUUCAUUCUCUCGUCCAUGUCCGAAGUCGACCUGACCAAGUACAACGCCAAGGCGACGUUUGGGGUGCUCUACGUGAACCUUCACUACGACCGCCGACUGUUUGGCGCAGUCUCGACCACGGUGCAGCUCGUAUCCGGGGCCAUCGUCGCGUUCAGUGCGUCGAGUCAGCCCGUGUGGCUCGCGGCCAUCCACGUCGUGUACAUGGCGCUCGUGCUAGCGAUCCGCCCGUUUGUGUCGGCGCUGCAACUCGUGGUCACCGUGUUGUUUGAACUGUGCCUCGUUGCCGUGUACGUCAUGAUGUCGUUUAUGGCGGCGACCGACGUCCACACAAAGCGUUCGCUUGCCUAUGCUGUCGUAAGCGUCGUGUGCUGCCUCGUUCUGUUUUGCUUUGUCCGGUGUCUCGUCAAGCUAUGGGUGUUCGUGGAUGGAUGGAGCCCGAACGACGACGAGCUUGUUGGCACCGGCGGCGGACGCGGGGACACCAACACGUCGCAGUUGAUCGUGCAUGCCGGGGACUUUGGACCGAACAAGGGAGCGGGCAGACAUCGGCGACUCCCGGCAUCGUCAUCGACUCGCACGAUCCACCUUGUCCAGGUAAACCCGAACGCGAUCGUCUAACGCUGGGAAGAAUCUGUGUUGUGUGCAUUGUCGAGUCUCGACGCCUUCAUGGACAUGGCUCGAACUUUUGCGGCAUGACGACGCGCGUCUGUGCCUGCAAUGCCCACGUCGGCGCCUCUUGCACGAUUCCGAAUGCAUGCAGGAACUCCCACUUCUUUGCCCAGCACAGGAGGACCACAUGCGCAAUGCCAUGUCGAUGGCGCUGGGACUUCACCGCCGACCCCAUCUCGUCCUGAAGCGCCGCUUGAAAAGUCCGCAUCUUCACGGAUAAUUCCAAUCACUGCUUCCUGUCACUCUCGUCAUGGACCUGCUACGACCGCUUCGUUUGUAUACUGUUUCGUUGGCGGCAAUUUCCUCGGCGAUCUCGAGGUGGUGGCGAA
Aphanomyces invadans is the source of this 2349-nucleotide messenger RNA. RefSeq lists its product as hypothetical. The record is from RefSeq and is a predicted model, not a curated record. Gene Ontology annotation, biological process: transmembrane transport. The coding region runs from base 302 to 1969 and encodes 555 amino acids. The transcript has a single exon. NCBI's taxonomy places the organism in Eukaryota, Oomycota, Saprolegniomycetes, Saprolegniales, Verrucalvaceae.